This is a messenger RNA of Labeo rohita (rohu), 1907 nucleotides long. It is a transcript of the gene shpk, whose product is annotated as sedoheptulokinase. The record is from RefSeq and is a predicted model, not a curated record. Lineage: Eukaryota; Metazoa; Chordata; Actinopteri; Cypriniformes; Cyprinidae. The transcript has 7 exons. Gene Ontology annotation, cellular component: cytosol. The coding region runs from base 119 to 1528 and encodes 469 amino acids. Gene Ontology annotation, biological process: carbohydrate metabolic process; cellular response to lipopolysaccharide. Gene Ontology annotation, molecular function: sedoheptulokinase activity.
GCAGUCAGACAGCGCCAGUUCGUAUCUUGGACUGCUAGAAAUAUUUGGAGCAGUUAAAUGACAUGUACAGCACAUCUUUUUCUCCGACUGCACACGAGUAGUGAUUUCAUUAGAGAUCAUGGCGGCAUCAGUCAGUUGUUCUGCUGGCUUUGUUCUCGGCAUGGAUCUGGGCACAACGUCAGUUAAAGUCGUCCUGCUAGACGCGCAGUCAAAAACAGUUACAGACAGUAGGAGCUUCCCUACAAACUCUGAUAUCAGCAGCACCUCAGACAUACAUGCAAAAGAGCAGGAUCCUGCACUAAUAAUCGCCGCUCUGAAUCAGUGCAUGGAGGCUUUACCUAAAGACAAGCUGAAAAAAGUCAAGUGCAUUGGAAUAUGUGGACAAAUGCAUGGCAUUGUGUUGUGGAAAUCUAAAUCAGGCUGUAAAUGGCUGAGUGAAGAGGAAGUCAUUAGAUUCAUUCCUGAAGACGUCAGUCAGCUGAUCACCUGGCAGGAUGGCCGCUGCAGUGCUGACUUCCUGUCUUCCUUACCCAAAGCUGACUCCCACCUCAGUGUGGCCACUGGCUUUGGUUGUGCCACCAUCUUCUGGUACAUGAAGCACAGACCAGAGUUCCUGUCAGGUUUCAGUGAUGCAGGCACCAUCCAUGACUAUGUGGUUUCCAUGCUGUGUAACCUUGACAAAUGUGUCAUGACUGGACAAAAUGCCGCCAGCUGGGGCUACUUCAACACAACCACCAACAAAUGGAACACACAAAUUCUGAAGGAUGCAGGUUUCCCUGUGCAGCUUUUGCCUGUCGUCGUGGAGUCCGGAGCUGUGGCUGGUCAUACUUCCUCUGAGUGGUAUGGCAUCCCCGCUCACACAGCGGUCGGGGCGGCACUGGGAGACUUCCAGUGUAGUGUCUACUCCUGCAUGACUGACAAAGGAGAUGCAGUGCUAAAUAUGAGCACUUCAGCCCAGCUGACGUUCAGCAUGCCUGCAGAGUUCAUCCCUCCAAAUUCUCCAGACCCCUUCUCUCCUGUUGCUUACUUCCCAUACUUGCACGGCUCCUACCUGGCAGUAGCUGCAUCACUUAAUGGAGGCAAUGUCAUGGCCACCUUUGUCAGAAUGCUGGAUUCGUGGAUGAAAGAAUUUGGAUUGGAAGUAAAUGAGUCCAGAAUCUACUCUCAGCUGAUCCAGUCUGCUCUGGCACAGCCUAACACUGACCUAUCCGUGACCGCAACGCUGCUAGGAGAGCGGCAUGACCCCACCUCCAGAGCCAGCGCCUCCCAAAUCUCGCCUUCUAACCUCUCUCUGGGUCAUGUGACUCGGGCUCUGUGCAGGGGUGUUAUUGAAAACAUGGCUACUAUGAUGCCCCCUCAGAGCCUGCAGGCCGCUGGGGUGAAGUGUAUUAUCGGCAGUGGCAGUGCUCUGUCAUGUAACACAGUUCUACAACAGGAAGUGGAGAGAGUGUUUCCAUUUCCUGUCGUCUACGGAAAAAAUGUGGACUCAGCAGCUGGAGUUGCCAUGGUGUUUAACGACUUAACAUAAGACACAACACUCAAGAUCACGUUUGCCUCUGAGACAUCUGACCUACCGUGCUGGUAGGGCUAUUUUUUAUGUAUUAAAAUGUGUAAAUAAUCACAUUUUGUAAUUAAGUGUAUUUAAUUUAGACAUUUUAUUACUGUAUAAUUUACCAGUUUACAAAAUAAUUUAUUUUAAUUUUAUACUGUAUCAUUAUUUUUAACAUGGGUCAAAUUAAUCUAUUGUUCAAUUUACACUCAUUAUAGAACUAUUGUUGUUGAGUGCAAUACAAACAAUAUGUAUUUUUUAAGAGUAUUUCUGAAUUGUAUUAAAUGACCGAAAGCCUUCAAAUGAAAAAAACAAAUUCUGUUUACAAUGUUCAGUAGCAUUUCAAAUGUUAAUAAAC